Molecule: messenger RNA, 3589 nt
Organism: Doryrhamphus excisus (bluestripe pipefish)
Lineage: Eukaryota; Metazoa; Chordata; Actinopteri; Syngnathiformes; Syngnathidae
Product: ATP-dependent zinc metalloprotease YME1L1
Biological process (GO): mitochondrion organization; protein quality control for misfolded or incompletely synthesized proteins
Cellular component (GO): mitochondrial inner membrane
Molecular function (GO): ATP-dependent peptidase activity; ATP hydrolysis activity; metalloendopeptidase activity
Source: RefSeq, a predicted model, not a curated record
CCGGUCAAUCCAGUCCGGGGAGGUAAAAGAAAGUUAAAGAGACAGUCACGACCAUUACGUCUAUAGAUUUAGACAAUUUGUAUGUAUUUACUGUCCCUGUAAGCUUAAAAAUGCUUUCUCUGUCAACGAACAUUCAACCACAGGUGACAGUUCCCCUGAGUCACCUCCUUAAUGUGCUCCAUACUCUGAAGAACUCGGUUGGAAGCAGCAGUACCAUCAGUAAAUCAAGACUACCCAGCGAGCACGCCUCUCAGUCGGAGCUACAUAACCCAGAGCUCCUGUGGAAUCUACGGGAGCUCGGCCUGUCAGAUUUGGGUGUCCAUCAGCUGAAGGAGCUGGAGUCGAACCUGUUACCACGUUUGAAUUCACAAGAACCACCACCCCCGAUAGCGACUGGUACUCAGACGAUCUGGAGAACGUCCCACCUUUCCACACACUCCUUUUUCCUUAACAAGCAUGGCUUCUCCAGUCAAGUGUCAGCCCCCGUUUUUUCCAGGCAGAACCCGUCUCCUCUUCGUUCUAUCUGCACGGAGCUGCACCACUGUUCAGUGUGGAUCCAGCGCAGAGGUUUUAAAACCUUGAGGAGCAGAACCAAAAGACAGCAGUCGGCCUACGAGCGCCCGGCAGAAUAUGAAGGUUUUACUCCGUCUUUCAUGAAGGGCUUUCUGGCACGUGACAAGGGCAUGGAUAUGGAAGGUCUUGACACUCGAACGAAAAGCGGGAGCAUCCCCGAUGGGCAGCAUGAUGCUUUUAACAGAGGCUUCGCUGAGGGUUUUCUUAAAGCCCAGACUCUGACGCAACGAACACAAGACUCCCAGAGAAGGAAUCGUCUCAUUCUGCUGGUGUUGCUUCUCGUGGGGCUCUACGGCAUCUCUAAGACACCCUUCUUAUCGGUGCGGUUCCGAACCACAACAGGCCUGGACUCCUCCGUGGAUCCCGUCCACUUGAAAAAUGUGACAUUUGAGCACGUCAAGGGCGUGGAGGAAGCAAAGAAUGAGCUGCAGGAUGUGGUGGAGUUCCUGAAAAACCCCCAGAAGUUCACGGCCCUGGGAGGGAAACUGCCGAAAGGUGUGCUUCUGGUGGGCCCUCCAGGGACCGGUAAGACCCUGUUGGCCAGAGCGGUGGCAGGAGAAGCCGACGUUCCGUUUUACUACGCCUCCGGCUCGGAGUUCGAUGAGAUGUUUGUCGGAGUCGGAGCCAGCCGCAUCAGGAACCUUUUUAGGGAAGCUAAGGCUAAUGCUCCUUGUGUGAUCUUCAUCGAUGAACUGGACAGCGUGGGUGGGAAAAGGAUCGAGUCCCCCAUGCACCCCUAUUCCAGACAGACCAUCAAUCAACUGCUUGCCGAGAUGGACGGGUUCAAAACAAAUGAAGGGGUCAUCAUUAUUGGAGCCACCAACUUCCCAGAGGCUUUAGAUAACGCCCUGAUCCGCCCAGGACGAUUUGACAUGCAGGUGACCGUCCCCAAGCCAGACGUAAAGGGACGCACAGAAAUCCUCAACUGGUACCUGAAGAAGAUUAAGGUGGACCCAGCCAUUGAAGCCAAGAUUAUUGCACGGGGAACGGUGGGCUUCUCUGGGGCAGAUCUGGAGAAUCUGGUGAACCAGGCUGCCCUGAAGGCAGCAGUAGAUGGCAAAGACAUGGUCACUAUGAAGGAGCUGGAGUUUGCCAAAGACAAAAUCCUCAUGGGCCCAGAGAGACGGAGUGCUGAAAUUGACAAGAAGAACAAGAUCAUCACGGCAUACCAUGAAUCGGGCCACGCCAUCGUGGCUUAUUACACCAAAGACGCCAUGCCCAUCAACAAGGCCACUAUCAUGCCACGGGGACCGAGUCUGGGACAUGUGUCCAUGCUGCCGGAGAACGAUCGCUGGAGCGAGACGCGUGCUCAGCUGCUGGCUCAGAUGGACGUCAGCAUGGGCGGGCGUGUUGCGGAGGAGAUCAUAUUCGGCAACGAGUACAUCACAACAGGAGCAUCGAGCGACUUUGACAGCGCCACCAAGAUCGCUAAGAUGAUGGUGACUCGGUUUGGAAUGUGCGAAAAGUUGGGUGUGAUGACCUACACUGAUAUGACGGAGCAGAGCCCAGAAACCCAAGCCGCCGUGGAGCAGGAAGUCAGGGUGUUAUUAAGGGAGUCUUACGAGCGAGCAAGAGCCCUACUGAAGUCUCACGCCAAAGAGCACAAGAACCUCGCCGAUGCGCUUCUCUCGUAUGAGACGCUGGAUGCCAAAGAGAUCCAGCUGGUCUUGGAGGGAAAGACACUAGAGACCAGAUGAAAGACAAGGCAACACAAAGUUAAAAAAAAACAAACAAGGUGUCUGUUUUUAGUUGUAUUAUUUUCAAAGAGACUCAGGGCUUGUAUAAAAACCUCUGAACCAGUGCAUUAGAACAUUUUAGUGUGGUUGUCAGACUUGACAUUAUCCCCACAACAGCGCUUGUGUACUGAAAGGCUUUUUCCCAUCGAGAAUUAUGUCUGAAAUCAUCGAUUAAUGCUGGCACGAGUACCUACAUCUUGUAAACGUUUGCUCAGGAGGAAGUCCUCGCAUGUGAAUGUAAAUAUGCACCACAACCAGAAAAAAGCAGCUGCUAUAAUUCACUUUCUGUUCAGCUGCAUGUGGGUUUAAUGUCAACGUCAAGCUGAUCCCAAUCCGCUACUCAUAGUUGUCUGUUGUGUCCUCAUGAACUGUAGUUACUUUUUUUUUUUUUUUUUUUUUAAAGUAAGGUUGCCUUUUGGGGAAUGUACUGCAUAUACAAUUUGUUUUCCCAGUAAUUUUUUUUAUUUUUAAGUGUCAUUUCAUCACAGCAUUUUUUUGCUGUGUGUCAGAAACUGCUGCUGUGUACCGGUGGUCCUGGCGUUCUGGUUACGUAAUACAUAGGCGCUCCCUAUCUUUUGGUCCGUGAAACUCACUUAAGAGCUAGUUACAGCGCAGUGUGCUGAAGAAGAAUAUAUUGUGUAAGCCGCUCUAGAUGCAAAAAAAAAAAAAAAAAUGCGUUUGCGCUGAUUUUCAAGCACACUUUGUACGUCCAAUGUUUUUUUGACAUAUUUGGGCAAAAUGUCACACUGUGUUGUCCACCACAUGUGCACCUCACAUACAUACUGUAAUUAGUAUAGCCAACACACAUACUUAAUAUUUACUAAUAUACAAUUUAUUCCCUUCCCAUACCAUACCGAUGUAAGAAACCGGCAGGCCCAUUCAACAUUUCUGAUGAAUGGAACUCAUACGGAACCUCCAGGGCCACAUGUACAUGGUAUUGGUAUUUCUACCUAGUACUUUACACAUAGCUCCAAAUGUACUGCAGGACUGAGGGAAGGUUUUGUUUAUUAUGAUUAUUGCUGUGCCCACUUUUAGCUUUUUUUUUUUUUUUUUUAGCACACCUCCCCACUCUACCCUCCCCGCCCCCAUUCGCCCAUCAAUUUUCUUUUGGCCUUUUUGCCCUUAUGUAGCUGUAUAUAAGAGUGGAAUGUAAUGGGAGAAUUGUAAAUAGAUGUACAUUAAAGUGUCUUGUGUGCAUUGAAAAUAUACAUUUUGCUUUUGAUUGAACUGUUAAAGAAAUAGUAGAAUUAUAUGUAGAUGCAAUAAACCGUUUUUUAUUU